ACUUGGAUACUAGCAGUGCAGUCAGUGAGCCCCGAACUCGGCUGCGCUGCUCAGAGAUGGCGUCCCUUCUGCAGCCAGACAGAGUUAACUAUCUGGUUCGUGGAGAGAAAAGGAUCAGAGCCCCUUUAUCUCAACUUUAUUUCUGUCGCUACUGCAGUGAACUGCGCUCUCUGGAAUGUGUGUCUCACGAGGUGGACUCCCACUAUUGUCCAAGCUGUCUGGAGAACAUGCCAUCUGCAGAGGCUAAGCUGAAAAAGAACAGGUGUGCAAAUUGUUUUGACUGCCCUUGUUGCAUGCACACACUGUCUACCCGAGCCACCAACAUCCCAGCUCCUCUACCUGAUGAUCCUACCAAGACGGCCAUGAAGAAGGCCUACUACCUGGCCUGCGGCUUCUGUCGCUGGACGUCCAGGGACGUGGGAAUGGCUGACAAAUCAGUUGCCAGCGGUGGAUGGCAAGAGCCAGAGAACCCUCAUACUCAGCGGAUCAACAAGCUGAUUGAGUAUUACCAGCAGCUGGCCCACAGAGAGAAACAGGAGAGAGACAGGAAGAAGCUGGCCAGGAGACGACAGUGCAUGCCUCUGGCGUUCUCGCAACACACUAUUCAUGUGGUGGAAAAAUAUGGCCUUGGAACCAGGCUGCAGCGGCAGAGGUCUGGAGCUCCCAUAUCAAGCCUGUCUGGCCUUUCCCUUAAAGAGGGUGAGGACCAGAAGGAGAUCUCCAUCGAACCUGCCCAGGCCCUUGAUGAAGUGGAGCCCCUGCCUGAGGAUUGUUAUACUCGGCCCAUCAGCUUACCGGAGGUGACCACGCUGCGCCAGCGGCUCCUGCAGCCCGACUUCCAGCCUGCAGGAGCUUCUCAGCUCCACCCCAGACACAAACACCUCCUGAUGAAGCGCUCGCUGCGCUGCAGGAAAUGUGAGCACAACUUGAGCAAGCCAGAGUUUAAUCCUACUUCAAUCAAGUUUAAAAUCCAGCUGGUGGCUGUGAGUUACAUCCCUGAAGUGAGAAUCAUGUCCAUUCCAAAUCUCCGGACCAUGAAGGAGAGCCAAGUUCUGCUGACCCUGACCAACCCAGUGGAGAACAUCACCCACGUCACAUUGGCUGCUUGUGAGGAUGAAGAUCCUGAUGACAUCAACAGCACUGCAAAGGUUAUGGUACCCAGCAAAGAGCUGGUUUUGGCAGGAAAGGAUGCUGCUGCUGAAUACGAUGAACUGGCUGAACCUCAGGACUUCCAGGAUGACCCAGAUGUUGUUGCCUUCAGGAAAGCCAACAAGAUUGGUUUCUUCAUCAAAGUGAUCCCUCAGAAAGAAGAGGAUGCCGACGUCACCGUUUCAUUUAAGAUCCGACAUGACUUCCGCAACCUCGCGGCUCCAGUCAGGCAGAGCGAGGAGGGGGCCGAACCCGUCACCGAGGCCAUUUGGCUCACGCACCACGUAGAGUUGAGGCUGGGGCCACUCGCCCCCUGAACACAAUUACCAUCAAACAGUCCUAGUGUUGAGUUCUUUGAACUAAUUUCUGUAAACUUUGGGAUGAAUCUAAUUUAAAAAUGAUUUCUGAUUCUGCUUAUUUUUGUCUGUUAAGAAAUGUUUGAUCAGCUUAAUAUACAGUUGUUUCAGAGUUUUAGCUCAAGUUGCAUCAUCGGAUUCAUGCAUGACAGCCCAGUUCAUAAAACCCACUUCUUUUUUGUUUGCUGUAACGAUAUACUGUAUUCCUCCAUCAUCUUUCUCUUCAGCCGAAACACCUUCCAACAGUAAGAAGCACUUUUGAAGCGUGAGGUUACCUACAGGAAAGAGGACCUGAAAUAUGCAUCACACUAAAUAAAUGUGUUAUUGUGCUACAUACAGUAUUUUCUAAAAUUGCAACUACAAGUAGACCUUGUUUUACUGAAAUGUGUCUGCUGUGGAUUUGUGUGUGUAAUUUUAAUGUACGUGAAAUAUAGCAGUUUAAGUUCAAAGAUGACUGAAUGGCAUUCUGUAACAUCCAGAAUAUAGAAACGUUAGAGGAUAAAUGAGUGAUGAGCAGAAUCAGAAAUCAUAGUCGAGAACAAUCCGAACAAUUCCCACCUGUGCCGCACACUCCUCUGCGCUUUCAGCUUAUAUAUCCUCGCCAAAAUCCUUUUCUGCAGACAGUAAUAUCGUAUUAACUCGCAUGCUUCAGCUGUAGUAAAUAAUAACGCACAUGUUAGACGACAUCAUCACAUUUACUGAUCCUGUACUGUUCUUAGUUGAAGGUGAUAACUGCCCGUAAUUUUCUUUUGUCUAAGGUCAAACAGUAACCCUCACUGGUACAAUGGAGAAGAUGAACAUGAAGCUUUGUAAACUACAUUAAGUGUUCAUUAUUUAAAUGUAUUGAGACACUAUCAAUUUCUUUCUGAUUUAACAAUGUAUCCUCCUGGUUUGUAGAACUCACUGACCUCUGCCAGUGAAUAUCGUAAGCUGCUGUUAAUUUUGGUCUCAAGUGUGUUAGUAAAACAGAGCCUUACAACACUGUUAAUCUUCUGUACCGCCUAAUAAAAUAUCAAUAUCCUGA
Molecule: messenger RNA, 2529 nt
Organism: Centropristis striata (black sea bass)
Lineage: Eukaryota; Metazoa; Chordata; Actinopteri; Perciformes; Serranidae
Gene: dctn4
Product: dynactin 4
Exons: 14
Coding region: 57-1466 (469 amino acids)
Cellular component (GO): dynactin complex
Source: RefSeq, a predicted model, not a curated record